Molecule: messenger RNA, 1990 nt
Organism: Benincasa hispida (wax gourd)
Lineage: Eukaryota; Viridiplantae; Streptophyta; Magnoliopsida; Cucurbitales; Cucurbitaceae
Gene: GAE5
Product: UDP-D-glucuronate 4-epimerase 5
Source: RefSeq, a predicted model, not a curated record
CUUAAUGGGAUAGAUUUUGAAUCUAAGAAAAAUCCACACCCUUCAAUUGAAAAAGUCAAGCAGUUGGUCAAUAAGUCAAAUAAGCCUCCACGGUUUGUUUCUAUCGUCACUAUUCCAACCCUUUCCUUCUCAUUCACUCCCCCUUUUCUCCUUCUUUUUUUCCUUUUUCCUUUGCCUUUCUUUUUCCCCCACCAACACCCAAAUCAAAUCUUCCACUUCCAGGAAGAACCAACCCAAUUGAUAAUGGCGAUGAAAACCCACCUUUCAUUCUGAAAUCCCACAAACCCCUUUUGUUUUCUCACCAGCCAAACACUUUCUAGUUUCUACACCAUAAAUUUCCAACCCCAACUCCCAAUUUGAGAUUGAAGACGUUUUCAUUUUGGCCAAUGUCACAACAGAAGACCAUUUCCCACAUCGAUCACUUACCAUCAACGCCGGGGAAGUUCAAGACGGAGAAAUCGCAGCCGUACAUUCACCGGUUGAGGGUUCAUUCCGCCAUUUCCAGGCUGACUCUAUGGUCUUUCUUGUUCUUGAUUUUCAUUAUCUGUUUUUUCGUCCUCUCCCCUCCUUCAUCCUCCGCCGCACCUCGCCGAGCCCUUGGUGGGGACUCUUGGGGUGGCCAUAAUUGGGAGAAAAAGGUCAGCCGCUCUGCUCAAACUGACUCUGGCCUCACCGUCCUCGUCACCGGCGCCGCUGGCUUCGUCGGAACCCAUGUUUCCAUCGCCCUGAAACGACGAGGCGAUGGGGUUCUUGGACUCGAUAACUUCAAUGACUACUACGAUCCACAGCUUAAAAGAGCUCGGCGGAAGCUUCUUGAUCACGCUGCUGUGUUUGUUGUAGAAGGAGACAUUAACGAUUCAGAACUGCUUCGUAAGCUCUUCGAUGUUGUGGCUUUCACCCAUGUUAUGCACCUUGCGGCUCAGGCUGGAGUCAGGUACGCAAUGCAGAACCCAGGUUCUUAUGUGCACAGCAAUAUUGCUGGGUUUGUAAACCUUCUGGAAGCCUGUAAGUCAGCAAAGCCACAGCCCGCCAUUGUUUGGGCAUCUUCUAGCUCAGUCUAUGGAUUGAAUUCUAAGAUACCCUUUUCAGAAAAGGAUCGAACUGAUCAACCAGCUAGUCUUUAUGCUGCUACAAAGAAGGCCGGAGAGGAGAUAGCUCAUACUUACAAUCAUAUUUACGGGCUUUCAAUCACUGGUCUGAGAUUCUUUACUGUUUAUGGACCUUGGGGUCGCCCUGACAUGGCGUAUUUCUUCUUCACUAAAGAUAUUCUUAAACGAAGGCCAAUAACAAUCUAUGAAGCUCCCGAUCAUGGUACAGUUGCUAGAGAUUUUACUUACAUUGAUGAUAUAGUGAAAGGGUGUUUAGGGGCUCUGGAUACUGCUAAGAAGAGUACAGGGAGUGGUGGGAAGAAGAAGAAGCCUGCACAGUUGAGGAUUUUCAAUCUGGGAAACACAUCACCAGUACCAGUGAGUGAGCUUGUUUCCAUACUAGAGAAGCUGUUGAAAGUUAAGGCAAAGAAGAAACUUCUGCCAAUGCCCAGAAAUGGAGAUGUUAAGUUCACUCAUGCCAACAUAAGUUUGGCUCAUAAGGAGUUUGGUUACAGGCCGACUACCAAUCUCAGAACCGGACUGGAGAAGUUUGUGAAUUGGUACCAGGAUUAUUAUUCUGGUUCCAAGAACAGAAUUGCCCGGGCUUUCUCUAACAUUUAGAUUCUUCACAAUGUUGUUCGUGUCCACUGAUCAUCAAUCUUUGAUAGUUUGCUGCAUUUUUUUAGUCAUAUCGUGCUUUCAAAGAAGCAGCACCUCCUCCUGCAUUAGAUUUGGUUUUUGCUCUUCGUCAGCAGGACUAGAAGCCUCUUUUCAUAGCUGUCCCACAUGUUGCUUCAUUGGUUCUGUUCUUUUUCUGUAUUUUUCCUAAGGACUAUAUUCUGUUGAGGCUUACAAUUCAUGACUGAGAGAAAUGAAACAUGCUGGCCGGUUGGUGGACUUCA